UGAAGGUGUCUGCUGCUGCUGUGGAUGACCACUCUCAUAUGAGCCUGAAGAACAACACUGAGGCUUUGAUUGACAUUAACAUUUGAAGAGUGAUUUCCCCUCCUUUGGCAGUCCUUGACCCAAAUCUAGCAUCAACAACUAAGGUAGCAGCCAUAAAUAAGGUUGAUGAUGUGGAGUUUUCUAAUAGUAGUGUGUUUUUCUCAAGGAAUUUUUGGCUUGCAAAAAUUAAGAACUUCAGAACCUUUGACUGAACAUACAGUGGAUCCUGAGUGCUUUAUGAAUGCUAGUGAGAUUAUCCGUUAUCAUGGAUACCCAAGUGAAGAGCAUCAUGUUGAGACAGAAGAUGGAUAUAUCCUUACAGUCUUGAGAAUACCUCAUGGAAGAGAUAAUGGUGCAAACAAAGGUCCACGGUCUGUUGUGUUUCUACAACAUGCUUUUAUUACAGAUGCUUCCACCUGGAUUUCUAACCUGCCCAACAAUAGCUUUGGCUUCAUCUUAGCUGAUGCUGGUUUUGAUGUUUGGUUGGGAAACAGCAGAGGGAACUCUUGGUCUUUAAAUCACAAGACAUUUAAUACAAAUGAGCAGAGGUUCUGGGAAUUCAGUCUUCAUGAGAUGGGAUACUAUGACAUUCCAGCAGUGUUAAACUUUGUCUUGAAUAAGACCGGGCAGGAACAGCUAUAUUAUGUAGGACAUUCUGAAGGCGCAACAAUUGGGUUCAUAGCCUUCUCUACUUGGCCAAAACUGGCAGACAGAAUUAAAGUAUUUUUUGCCUUGGGACCUAUAACUACACUUACCUAUACUUCAAACACUGUUAUAAAUUUUUUCUCAAUUAUUCCUAAAAUAUUGUUUCAAACCACACAGGACAACAAAGGAAUAUUUCAUAACUUUGCAUAUGUGAAGAAGGCAUUUGCUUCGUUCUGUACUUAUCAACCAAAAUUCUGUGCCAAACUUUUGUCUUUUGUGGCUGGAUAUAAUAUUCCCAAUCUCAACAUAAGCCGAAUGGACGUAUAUGCUACCCAUUCCCCCACUGGAACAUCUCUCCAAAAUAUGUUCCAUUGGCUCCAGCUACUUCAUGUAAAACAGCUUCAAGCGUAUGACUAUGGUUUUCAGGAAAAGAAUAUGGAGAAGUACAAUCAGACAAUGCCUCCUAUAUACAAGCUAGAAGAUAUAAAAAUACCUAUUGCAUUUUGGACUGGUGGAGAAGACUUAUUUGCAUCUUCAAAAGAUGUAGCAAUGCUGCGUUCUCAACUUCGUAAUUUAAUUUAUGAAAAACAUAUUCCUGAAUGGGCUCAUCUAGACUUCAUCUGGGGACUUGAUGCGGCGGAGCGCAUGUACCCAGAAAUAAUUGAAAUUAUGAAAAAUUAUUCAUAAUACCAGCCAGUGCAGCUUGAUCUUGAGAAGUACAUGUACACAGAAAUCUUGGAGAUUGUGAAGAAUCUCUAACUACCCUCAAUACUGCUAUGAAGUUCUAAUGCGACGGAGCACAUAUAAAUCCUGUUAAGUGAGAUGACAAUCCUACUAAAUGCAGCUUUGAAGUCUUGAUGCAACUGAAUAGGAGUACAUGCUUGCUGAUGGAGAUGAAGAUAAAUGAAUAUAUAUAUUCAUAUAUAUAAUCCUACUCAGUGGUGCUUUGUUCAAGCAGCCAAGGGAAGGUGUAUGUAGAUACUACUGAGAGGAUGAAAUAUCUCUUUAAGACCACUGAAUUGUAUUCAAAGGAAACCUCUUUCUGUCUUUUUGCUUAAUACUUUGCAACAUGGUUGCCCUUGUAACUUUGCUGGUACUCAUGGGCUGGGAAAGAUAUUUAUUUGAAUGCUUUAAUUCUAUAUAACUGUAUUAGGGCCCUUGUUGUGCUGGUGAUAGACCAUAAUAAACUUUGAAUGAAUCAA
Molecule: messenger RNA, 1886 nt
Organism: Hemicordylus capensis (graceful crag lizard)
Lineage: Eukaryota; Metazoa; Chordata; Lepidosauria; Squamata; Cordylidae
Product: lipase member N-like
Exons: 11
Coding region: 166-1371 (401 amino acids)
Biological process (GO): lipid metabolic process
Molecular function (GO): hydrolase activity, acting on ester bonds
Source: RefSeq, a predicted model, not a curated record